CGUUGAUCACCAGGCACCAACCCCCGCACAUCUCCUCCGCCCUCUCUUCCUCCACCAGCUCCCCAUCCACCCUCACCGAGCUCCAAGAACUCCCACCACCCACCCGGCAUGGCCGCCGCCGCGACCGCCACCGCCGUCCGCCUCCACGCGGCGGCCACGCGACGCGCCGCCCCGCGCCGGCCGGCGCGCCUCGCGGUGCGCGCGGACGCCGCGCGGGCGGCGACGGCGCUGACGCAGGACGACCUCAAGCGGCUCGCGGCGGUGCGCGCGGUGGAGCAGGUGCAGAGCGGCAUGGUCCUGGGGCUCGGGACGGGUUCCACGGCCGCCUUCGCCGUCGCCGAGAUCGGCGCGCUCCUCGCCAGCGGGAAGCUCUCCGGCAUCGUCGGCGUGCCCACCUCCAAGCGCACCUUCGAGCAGGCCACGUCGCUCGGGAUCCCGCUCUCCACGCUCGACGACCACCCCGUCAUCGACCUCGCCAUCGACGGCGCCGACGAGGUCGACCCAGAUCUUAACCUUGUCAAAGGGCGGGGUGGAGCCCUUCUCCGAGAGAAGAUGGUCGAGGCCGCGUCAGGAAAGUUCGUCGUCGUCGUCGAUGAGACGAAGCUGGUUACCGGCCUGGGAGGGAGCGGCCUCGCCAUGCCGGUGGAGGUCGUGCAGUUCUGCUGGAAGCACAACCAAGUAAGGCUGCAGGAUCUGUUCAACGAAGAAGGCUGCGAGGCAAAGCUGAGACUGAACGAGGAUGGCAAGCCCUACGUUACCGACAACUCGAACUACAUUGUCGAUUUAUACUUCAAGACGCCGAUCAGGGACGCGUUGGGCGCGGGCAAGGCGAUUGCGGCUUUGGAAGGAGUUGUUGAGCAUGGGCUGUUCUUGAACAUGGCAACUUCAGUGAUCAUUGCCGGAUCCGACGGCGUCAGUGUCAAAACAAAGUGAGUGUUUUGGGUCAGCUGUUGCUGGUGUGUUGAGUUUACGAUUUUUCAGUGAAUAAGCUAUCUGUGUAAAAGGAACAAAUAUAAUGUUUUUCUAUAGAUAUAUAUUUUUCUA
This is a messenger RNA of Triticum urartu, 1044 nucleotides long. RefSeq names its product putative ribose-5-phosphate isomerase 3, chloroplastic. The record is from RefSeq and is a predicted model, not a curated record. NCBI's taxonomy places the organism in Eukaryota, Viridiplantae, Streptophyta, Magnoliopsida, Poales, Poaceae. Gene Ontology annotation, molecular function: ribose-5-phosphate isomerase activity. Gene Ontology annotation, biological process: pentose-phosphate shunt, non-oxidative branch.